AAGCAGUUGGACGUCUCGUAUCCUCGUAUCGUGCUCGUAUCAGCCGCUUGAAGCGCUUGAAGGUGAAGGCGUAAAGGCGUAAACACACUGCUCUCGCGGUUUCUCACACUAAUUCUGCUCCCCGCAGGUUUAAAUCGUUUAAAUCGCAAUUAUGUUCGGGCUUCGUGCAACAAACAUCGCCUUGCGCAGCCUAGUGGGCCGAGCCACAACGAGCCGGGCCAAGCACACAUUGCCGGACCUGCCGUACGACUACGGGGCCCUGGAGCCCGUGAUCUCGGGGGACCUGAUGCGGGUGCACCACCAGAAGCACCACGCCGCCUACGUGAACAACCUGAACGCCGCAGAGGAGAAGCUGGCCGACGCCCUAGCCAAGAACUGUGUUCGGAGCAUUGUGUCCUGUUCCAUGGCCAUCAAGUUCAAUGGCGGAGGCCACCUGAACCACAGCAUCUACUGGACGAACCUUUCGCCCAAUGGAGGAGGAGAACCGACUGGUGACCUCCUGGAAGCCAUCAAGAAGGACUUUGGGAGCUUUGAGGCCCUCAAGGCGCAAAUGUCUGCCAGGGCCGUGGGAGUGCAGGGCUCGGGCUGGGCCUGGCUGGGCUACAACCCCAAGACGCAGAGGCUGCAGGUGGCCACCACGGGGAACCAGGACUCCCUCUGGGACACCGAGGGACUGGUGCCCCUGUUCACCAUUGACGUGUGGGAGCACGCCUACUACCUGCAGUACCGCAACGUCCGACCAGACUACGUCAAGGCCAUCUGGGACAUUGCCAAUUGGAACAACGUGGCGGAGCGCUUCCAGAAGGCCCAUGCCGAAUGAGAGCCCUCUCUCCCCCCUCGCAGUUAGUGUACACGGGAAGUAAAGACUUGUCCAGAUUGCA
Molecule: messenger RNA, 881 nt
Organism: Ixodes scapularis (black-legged tick)
Lineage: Eukaryota; Metazoa; Arthropoda; Arachnida; Ixodida; Ixodidae
Gene: Sod2
Product: superoxide dismutase [Mn], mitochondrial
Exons: 5
Coding region: 152-820 (222 amino acids)
Biological process (GO): superoxide metabolic process
Cellular component (GO): mitochondrion
Molecular function (GO): superoxide dismutase activity; metal ion binding
Source: RefSeq, a predicted model, not a curated record